Messenger RNA from Venustampulla echinocandica, 486 nucleotides. RefSeq lists its product as uncharacterized. Lineage: Eukaryota; Fungi; Ascomycota; Leotiomycetes; Helotiales; Pleuroascaceae. The record is from RefSeq and is a predicted model, not a curated record. Bases 1 to 486 code for a protein of 161 amino acids. The transcript has a single exon.
AUGCUGCCUCUCGCGCGCUCAACUGCUCUCCUACGGAAUCAACUUGCCCAUCGUCUCCCAGUCAAACGCGGCCCCCUUUUCACAUCACGAUCCCACUCAACCCAGGGACGCCCAGCAGAACCGUUACAACCUUUACUAGUCCAUGGUAUUAAAAGCUCCCCACUCGCAAGGCCAUUCUCAUCCACGCACAAAACCCGGGCUACGAGCCCACAAACGCCUCCACCAAAUCCGUCGCCUGAAACCCGGACUAGAGAGCAAAAUGCGAACCCGAGCUUUGAAUCAACAGGCUUUAGCGGGAUGUUCAAGGGCUCUUCCCGAGGGGUGAAGAUUGUCGUUAUUGGGGCAUUGUGUGUCGUGGCGACGGCGGAGAGUAUUGCCUGGUCCGUUUGGGGGUGGUCGAAAGUUAAGGGGUAUUUUGGCAACGGGGAUGAUGGCAAGGGCGGGGACGAAGGGGCAGAUGGGUUGGCGGGAUCUGAACGGCCUUAA